Cydia pomonella (codling moth) is the source of this 6147-nucleotide messenger RNA. Its product is annotated as TOM1-like protein 2. The coding region runs from base 93 to 1598 and encodes 501 amino acids. The record is from RefSeq and is a predicted model, not a curated record. Gene Ontology annotation, biological process: signal transduction. Gene Ontology annotation, molecular function: clathrin binding; phosphatidylinositol binding; ubiquitin binding. Gene Ontology annotation, cellular component: endosome; membrane. The transcript has 13 exons. Lineage: Eukaryota; Metazoa; Arthropoda; Insecta; Lepidoptera; Tortricidae.
AAAUGACCCUGUAUUUUGACAUUUCUGCGUUUUGCAGUGACAAGUGAAAUCAGUGAAACCUUUUUUGAUAAAUAUUCAAGAAAUCCUUUAAAAUGUCCUUUUUUGGUGUAGGAAAUCCGUUUUCUACGCCGGUUGGCCAGAAGAUAGAACAAGCUACUGAUGGCUCUCUUCCAUCAGAAAACUGGGCACUUAAUAUGGAAAUAUGUGAUAUAAUUAACAGUACCGCAGAUGGGCCUAAGGAUGCCAUAAAGGCUAUUCGGAAAAGACUGACCCAGAGUGCAGGCAAGAACUACACAGUGGUUAUGUACACCCUGACGGUUCUGGAGACUUGCGUGAAGAAUUGUGGCAAAUCCUUCCAUGUGUUGGUGUGCAAUAAGGAGUUUAUCUCAGAAUUGGUAAAACUGAUCGGGCCUAAAAAUGAUCCACCUACAGUGGUCCAAGAGAAAGUGCUGAGCCUCAUUCAAUGCUGGGCCGAUGCGUUCUCGAGCCAGCCUGAGCUGCAGGGUGUUGGGCAAGUGUACAACGAGCUGCGUACAAAAGGAGUGGAGUUCCCUAUGACCGAUCUAGAUGCUAUGGCGCCUAUAUUCACACCACAGAGGCAGAGCGUGCCGGACGGAGACGUGCCAGUGGGCUCACCGGCGCGCGGUCCACCACAGCUGUCACCUAGCCACGUGCCCAGCGAAGUCCCACCGAGCACUGUGACACUAUCAGACAGCCAAACAGCCAAGCUCCGCGGAGACCUUGCCGUCGUAGAAGGCAAUAUGGCGGUCAUGUCCGACAUGUUGAACGAGCUGACUGCACAACCUCCCGCCGCUACACACCAGAGCGACAUCGACCUGCUCAAUGAAUUAGCAGACACACUUCGCGCGAUGCAAACCCGCGUCGCUGAACUAGUCGCACGGCUCGGCGAGUCACCCCUUACUGGUGCCCUUCUGCACGCCAACGACCAGCUCAACAAUUUACUGUUACGCCACGCUCGCCUUCUCAACAACAGAAAUGCAGCCACCGGCGGCGCUACUCCUUCCGCCAUCCUAGGAGCGGCCAUGGGUGUGCCUUCUGCUGAUACCCCAAAGAAAAACGAUGAUGAUGCGCUGAUCGACCUGAGUGAUGAUGUACCUGAUAUUACCAAGCUAACCGUAAAAGACGCGCAACCUGACAAGUCCCCCGCCAGCUCGAAGGACGAAUUCGACAUGUUCGCACAAUCCCGUAAUGUCAGCUACGACAACAACAAAACCGGAAGCAGUUACGCCGCGAACCUGGAGGAGCAGACGUCGGGCGGGCUGGCCGCCGCCGCCAGCCUGCGCGCCACGCAGGGGCAGCCCGCGCCCACUGAAAUGGACCAAAGAGAGAUUGAUGAAAUCGCUGCUUGGCUGGCCCAAGAAAAGGCGGCAUCAGAAGCCAACGGCACCACCGAGAGCGUAACCAGCAGCGACUUCGACAAGUUCCUCGCGUCCCGCGCCGCCGCGGCCGACGCGCUCCCCCCCGCCCCCUCCCCGGCCCCCGCCCCCGCCGCCGCCCCCUCGGCCCCCUCCACCACCACCACCCCGCGCCACCGCCAGAUCAACAAGGACGACCAGGACUCCAUGUUUGCGCUCUGAUGCCCUGAGGUACGUUAGGAGACAGGGCUGAACAUGGUACGGGAUUUCAAACACAAGACGAGAAAAAUAUAUCACCACGGAAACUGCACUGGUAUGUCAUAAAACUUAAAAAUAGGCAAUAUAAUCGCCUCAAAACGGCUCUCGUUUGCAAAAUAGGCAAUAUUAUUGCCUACGAUGUUAUUCGAUAUCUCGCCCCAAAACUUGUACCAUGUGAAUUGGCCAUAAGUUGCAGGGGUUGUUUUUAGCCCGGUAAGGUUUAAAGUUCGGUCGCAAAAUGUUGAGAAUAUCGUACGUUGACCCGUCGCUACAGUACAGACUAAAGCUGCAAAAUAACGAAUGAACAAUAAAAUCGGCCAAGUGCGAGUCGGACUCGCGCACGAAGGGUUCCGUACCAUUAUAAAAAAUCACUUUUUUGUAUGGGAGCCCCCUGCAAUAUUUAUUUUAUUAUGUUUUUAGUAUUUGUUGUUAUAGCGGCAACAGAAAUACAUAAGCUGUAGAAAUUACACCGGGCUAACUAUCACGGUUCAGGAGAUACAGCCUGGCGACAGACGGACGGACGGAGUCUCAGUAAUAGGGUCCCGUUUGACCCUUUGGGUACGGAACCCUCAACUGAUGCCUUUCAUGAACUGAUAUUUCAUGGUUUAUUUUUAACCUAUAAGUAUUUUAAAGUGAAACUUAUGUUGACAGCAAUUUACAGUUUUAUGACGACAUACAAAUUCCCACAUAGGUAUGGAUAUGCCUUUUGUUACUCCAUUGGUGACAUAGGCAACAAACUCUAUGGGUACACACUAAAACCAAGGGUGUCAGGCGACAGACAUAGUAUCGGAUCAACGACCGAAAUUCCUCAUGUUUGGUAACCAUACUUUACACCAAGAUUUCGCGUCUAAAAAUACAUCUUUGUAACCUAUUGGUAGUACCACGUUGAAAGCCGAGUAUUAAGUAGGUGUUAUUAGAUGUUUGUUGUUUUUGGCGUUGACUCUUGAUUUGUAUGAUUCGCAAUGAACGGAAUGCAUAAGUUAUUUUAAAGCGUGAAUACAUGAAACAUGUUAUUGGUGACUUAAGUGUUUGCUUAUAUCUUUUUUUUUUUAUAUCAAAUACUUACUAUCUUUUAUAAUUGUGGGACAACUUUAACACAUUCACUGCCAGCAACCCUCUAGGCGGAAUUUCCGUUCGUAGGGGUUUUAUCUCGAAAAAACGCGUUAUUAGCUAUAGUUCGUUUUUUUAUUAAUUAAAAGAAAAAGAAGAACGUCUUAUUAUUAAAAAAACACUUGAAAUUACAAAAAAAUAUGUACAAUUAUAAAUCAUUCACGAUUAUAUUCUUUUGCUUUCAUAAGUAAUAUAAACUAAGUUUUAUCAAUAAAAAUACACGUCAAGAUUGUUUACCGUUUUUCUAAUGCACGAACGAAUCAUACAACCGUAACGCGUAGCUCGCGCUGGCAAUGAACGCGCUUAAGUUUGAUCAUUAAACCACUGUGUCUACAAGAAUCUUAUCCUAAUGUACAAUUACUACUAUUUAAUUCAUACUUUUAAACAUUUAUGCACUCCGUGGUGAAUAAGACUUUUUGAAAAAAUAAAAUAUUUUAAGGUGCUUAGAGUUAAUUCCAAUAAAGUUUGCCGAAGUGUUUUAUUUUAUACGAGAAAAAAAACUGAUGCGAACGUCCGUUUUAAUCGGUCGAUUUACAGCAACUGAUGUUUUGACUUAAUACUUAUAUCAGUCAACUUUUUUAGUAAUUAUCAGUAAUAUCGCCAUUAUCCCAAAAGGACCUUACACAAGUUGCCUCCUGCAGAACAGUAGACGUCAACAAACACAAUUUUAUAUAUAAAACACGUGUUUUCAAUUUUAUUUCAUUUGUAACGAAGUGUGGUAUAGUUCACGUAUUUGCCGUUUGGUGCCUGGCUUUUAAAAUAGUUAAUUGUAUAAGCUGACUAAUACACUUCAUCGAUAUUUGAAAUUAGUUUCGCACUCCAUUCGAUACAUGAUGCUUCAAUAUUUUGAUGCACUUGACUUUAACUGAUAAUGUAACUUCAUAGUGACCAUGUUACUUAUGUAUUAAAUUAGGGUAAGUUUACAUAAUUUGUGUUCGUCAGAUAUUAUUUGCAUCCAUGUGUGUCACGCCUAAUGAUAACAUCAAAUUGUAAUGAAUACGUGUUGAUUCAUUUCAAAUAUAUAUUACUAAUAUGAGCUACUGAAUAUAAGGUUACAGUCCGAUAAGAAGUGUAUAUCAAAUAAAAAUUGUUGUUGUUGUAGGUCAAUUCAAAAGAGCUAGCACGAAUGGAACGAAUGAGCGAAUGAACAUAUCUAUGUGUGAAUGACAUUAUGCAAUAAAACGGCUCUGACUGAAUACAGAUAUAUGUGUCAGUCAUACAAUGAAAGUCUCGUACUAAUAAAAAAACAUUCGUGCCAGCUUUCGUGAAACCUAUAUAUUUGUGGGUGCAAAUAAUAUAUCGUGAACUGUUUCGUUUGAUAUACUAUAUGUUCGCAAGCUGGAGUUUCUCAGACUCCUAAACCGUAAUUCUAAAUUACGCUGCGGACUAUACACGCAUGUGAUAAGUAACAUCCUAGUAUUCUUUUACAUUGAUUUAGUAAACGGGUCUCUCAACUUUUUCUUGUUAGUUGUGAGCAGCAGUGACGGUGUUUAUUAGAGAAACUUUUUUGUACUACCGUACCCAUAAUGAAAAAAUAUGUUCGACGGAUCAGGACCUAACUAAUGGUCCGAUUCGAAGAAUGUUUAAGACACGUUUAAGAUCUUGGAAAGAUCUUUAAAAGAUUGAUAACUAAAAGACAUGUCAAAAUUGACGUUUAUUUCGAUUCCGCUGUGAUCCCAAUAAGAUCUAUCUACGAUAUUUCUAACGUCAAAGUGACAAUGGUUGCCCGAAUCGAGCUGUUUCUGUCAAUUAUACGACAUACAAACAAUAUAUAAAUGAGAACUUAUCUAAACCAGAACUUAUCGUUAUCGUAUCUCAUUUUUCGAAUCGGGCCGUAAAUCAUGGUCAAUUUAAAGGAGCAAAGACGUAGACUUACAAGAAAAAGUUGGCAGCCUCAAAUAUAUUAUAAACGAAAUCAUGAUAAAAUAUAUUUUUAUUUGUUGUAAUUCUUUAACAGACUGCAUUUGAAAGUUUUUGUUGAUUAUUGAAGAUUUAAGUUAUUUAAUGUUUGAAUAAUUGUUAAGUCUCGAAAAUGGAUUUUGAAUGGAAUACCGCCUAAGGAUUUUUCAUUGGUGCCCAUUAUCAAAAGUUACCUAUUGAUUAUAAUAGAGAGGUAAAGUCUAAGAAACAAACGUGCUGUUUUAUUUGACAUAUGAACUAGAUGGCGCUGUACUACGCCAUGUUUCGUGGUUGCUAAUUAGUCUUACGUCAAUUUUGACAGCAUGAAUUACGGUAUAAUGUACGAAACUGUAUAGCGCUAUCUUAAUAGCCUGUAAAAUUGGAGGCACGAAUUUAUCUAUAUGUCGGCGGCCGAUCGUAAAACCAUGCAGGUCAUGAAAUUUCUAGCCCAUACUGUGAAACGUGAAAAUCAUUGUCUCGUUCUCUGAGUUGACGGAGUAUUUCUGGGCAGGGUGCGUAGCCAACAUGCUAAUCGAACGUCCGUAGCGAACGAAACUGUCACUGUCGCACUAAUAUGGAAAAGUGAUAAGAAACACAAAGCGUUUCGUUGUCGAAGUGCAAGCGAUUGUCAUCUUGGCUAUGCACCUUCGGACAUCUGCAGCCACCUGGCGAACCUAUCCUGCCUAUCUAUUGGUUUAAUGUGACUACCGUCAAAACACUACACAGGAACUUUACGAUCGGCCUGAUUUUACGGUCGGCCGCCGACAAUAUACUUUACACAUCUUACACAUUCAAUGGAUCUUGCUAUUAUAUAGGUAUACGAACGAUCGGGUCAUAUUGACUAUUUGUAAUGAACUAGUUACCUUAAUGUUGUACCAAAGUAGCUUCUGCUAAUGUUGUAACACAAUCAUUCCAAACUUGUCUGAAUUCGAUGUGCGGCAUUUGAUGUGAUAUAGAGAGAUGAACAAACUUUAUGUGCUCGUAUAGCAAGCCCUUACUAAUAUAAUAAUCUAAAAAUACAGAACUGAAGGACUCUAAUAUCCCCCUAAGGCCCAGGCAAACAAAUUAAAAAUAAAUGCCAUUGAAAUUUGAACCUACAGUGCAGAGAAUAGAGUAGAUUUUAUUUAGUAUAAAAAAAUUAACGAAACAAAACAUACUCCUUCCCGAUUUAAUAUGACUUAAAUUUCAUCGUAAUUAAUAAGUACUGGACCUUGGGCCUUAGGAGGAUAUGACUGUCACAAACGAAAAUGCACUUUAUGUGAAUGCACGUAGGUCGUAAAACUUAUCUGGUGAUGUAAAAUAGCACAUUUCCUUGCACAAAUCUUUUGACAGUUUUUCCCAAGCAUGCAGUUAUGAUAGAUUGAAGAGGUUUAUUAGAUCCCUUGAAAAACUCCACUAGGUAGGGCUUGGUAUACGAAUUCUCCAAUGAAAUUACAUGUUUAAAAAUUAUUUUGCGUUGUAAUCAUUGUAUUUAAGAUAAUAAAUGAAUUAACUAUGAUACCAA